Molecule: messenger RNA, 3455 nt
Organism: Myotis davidii
Lineage: Eukaryota; Metazoa; Chordata; Mammalia; Chiroptera; Vespertilionidae
Gene: FBLN7
Product: fibulin 7
Exons: 8
Coding region: 5-1105 (366 amino acids)
Molecular function (GO): calcium ion binding
Source: RefSeq, a predicted model, not a curated record
GGUAAUGGGCCAGGUCAGACGCGGCCACACGGAGAGCUGCCUCAACAAGCAGCAGGUCCUCACGGCCAUCCGCCAGUUGCAGCAGCUGCUGAAGGUCCAGGAGACCCGCUUCGCCGAGGGGCUCCGCAACGUGAGGAGCCGGCUGGCUGCGCUCCAGAGCUCUGCCAACAGAGUGGGUCCCGACAGCCCCCCAGUUUCCUGCCCCGCUCUGAACGCCCCUCGAGACGGCAGGAAGUUUGGAAGCAAGUACUUAGUGGAUCACGAAGUCCAUUUUACCUGCGACCCCGGGUUCCAGCUGGUGGGGCCUAGCAGUGUGGUGUGUCUUCCCAACAGCACCUGGACCGGGGAGCAGCCCCACUGCAGAGAUAUCAGCGAGUGCGCCAGCCAGCCUUGCCAGCAUGGCGGGACGUGUUUAGAAGGAGUCAACCAGUACACGUGCAUCUGCCCUCCAGGAAGGACCGGGAGCCGCUGCCAGCACCAGGCCCAGACUGCCGCCCCCGAGCGCCAGGCGGACGACCCCGCCUUCAGCCGCGCGCCGCGCUGCGCGCAGGUGGAGAGGACCCGGCACUGCAGCUGCGAGGCGGGUUUCCAGCUGAGCGGCACGGCGGGCGGCGACAGCGUCUGCCAGGAUGUGAAUGAGUGUGAGCUCUACGGGCAGGAGGGGCGCCCCCGACUCUGCAUGCACACUUGCGUGAAUACACCUGGCUCCUACCGCUGUGCCUGCCCCAGUGGGUACCGGACCCUGCCCGACAGGAAGAGCUGUGAGGGUGAGUGGACCUGCACGAGGCAGGUGCUGCGGGCUCUAGGCACCUGUGGUGAGGGGCCCAGUGGCUGGGAGAGUCAAUGUGAGCGCAUGGCCAUGGCCUCGGUGCCCGGCCGACCUGGACCCAACAGCCUGCGGUUUGGCAUCGUUGGUGGGAACAGCCGUGGCCACUUCGUGAUGCAGCGCGCAGACCGCCAGACAGGGGAGCUGAUCCUCGUCCAGCCCCUGGAGGGGCCGCAGACACUGGAGGUGGACGUUGACAUGUCAGAAUACCUAGACCGCUCCUUCCAGGCUAACCACGUGUCCAAGGUCACCAUCUUUGUGUCCCCAUACGACUUCUAAGGGUGCUUGAGCGUGGGCUGUGGAGAUCUGGGCUCACGUCUCUUCAAAGCCUCGGCUGUGGGCAUGACUGCGAGACACUGGCCCCACUGCCCACCUGCUCACCUGCCUAUGUCCCGGGCAGCGCUGCACGCUGCCCACAGAGUCGCACAGAAGGGCAACCACAAAACCCAAACUGCUGCCAUCGCUUCUGUUUUCUGCUUUAAGGUUGUUCCCUUUGAUUAUGCACUAAUUUUCUGAAAUCUCUCUUCCAGGGGAAUGGGCAGCUUUUGAAAAUGCUGUGUGAAUGGCACUGUGGGUCUGAACUAGCUGGGGAGGGGAGACUCAUGUCUGCUGAGGUGGUUGCGAGUCCUGAAUUAUGACAGUCACACUGAGGGUCAAACUGUGCCCUGUGUGCGUGACACGGGGUGGGUCCUUGGCCACCACCCAGUGUUCUGCUGUUGUCCGUGUCCCCUCUGUGACAUGCCUGCCAGCUUUCUCACCAGAGAGGGAUGCAGGGCCCGGGACCCCCACACUGAUUCUUCUAGACCAAGAGACCACCAUUAAAGAGUAGAUUCUGCCUGAAUUAAUUCCUUUUGAGAAAUCGUAUCUCAAAACAUAACCUGGUUUUCUAACUGAGUAAGUAAAGCCUUUUGCUUCUCCCUGCCCACCUGGCCUGCCCCUGAACAUGAGCUGGCCCCGUUCCUUGUAGGAGGGAACCUCUAGCUCUCUUUCUAUCUGGUCGCACCCACUAAGAUGAAUGAUUUAGAAAGAACACACAGGUGAAUGUGGGGUUGCUCCCCCAGGGGAAAGCUGGCCUGGCCACAUGGGAGAUGGGUCAGCAACACUUGGCUGGGGGGAGUUUAAGAAGGUGCUUGAAUUCCAUUGAUCCCAGGCCUUCUGCUUCUGAUGGAAGAGUCAGGGGGAGAUUCCUCCAGUGACAGGCUAGGGGACGGGGCGUGGGGCAGGAUAGGGUGGGAGACACCAUUCAGGUUAAAACUUAGAAGUUGGCUGAGCUCUGAGGAGGUUACAAUAUCCAAAUACACAUUAAUCUAGGUGAGAUUUCAUCACAGGUGCGUUAUUCAAAAACACUUUGUAUUUGCCUUGGUCUGAGAUGGAGCCAGAGGACGUAUGUUGCCAGGUGAGUGGUCCAUCCCACAUCAGGAUGUUUCUGGGACACUAUCCUUGUCUUCAUUUGUCAGACGAAGAGUGAGUGAUGUUUUUCUCCUCCCGUGGGUUUAGCUGUCAUCUCUGCCACCGCAGAGCCAGGGCCUGCAGAUCUGCUUCCCAGGUUGUUACAAGAACUAUUGAAACUGUUACCCAAGCCUUGUAUUUUCCAAGUGGUGCUGUGACAGGUCAGAAGCCUGCAUGUCACUCAGGCCCCUGGGCGGCACACCAGGUGGGAGAGCCCAAGGGCCUGACCGCAUUCCUGAAAUUGAGGUGUCACCGCGGUGUGCUUCUGUUCCUUGCCGGGGCAGGGGUGGGUGCAGGUGAGGCGCGUGGAGGCUCCCCAGGACUGGAUGCUCCCGACCUGCACUGUGUGACGAUGACCUGAUGACUUGGAUGCCACACAGGCCGGUCUAAAGCAGUGGUUUGCAUCCCGAGAUCUGCCCUCGCAGAACCACAUAGCGUGCCGGCUGCUCGGGCCCUCCUGUGGAUCAUGCCUGGGCCUUCCUGGGAUAAUGCCUGACGUUCUCUCUUCUCUCUCACCUCACGUUCUCUGUGGAAGCCAACUCUCCUUUGUCCCUUCACAACCUGUGCCAGGCCAGAGUAGCUAACAGUUCCAGCAAUAAUUUGUACCCCUUUCCAAGAGACGUCGUUUCCUAGUAUUUGGCAGUGGGGUUUUUAAACCUUGUAUCAUGCACAGUUGCCAACGCGUACAGAAGCAGAGAGACUCGUGUCAUGAGUCCAUGUCCGAAUCACCAGCCUCAGUGAUUAACACACAGUCAGUCUCUUCCAUCUCUACUCUCACGCCUACCCCCCAAUGAUGAUUCUGAGGCAGACCCUGGACAUCACUCGUAGCAUUUCAUCUGUAAGUGUUCCAGCAUGUCUUUCUAAACCCUACGUACUUUUAACAAAGCACAACUUCAAUUCCAGUCAUACCUAAAAGUUAGCAAUACUUCCUUAAUGCCUUCAAAUAUUUCUGAAUGGCCCAUGAUUUUCUGUUUAUUUGAAUUGGGUCCAUGAUUUAUAAUUUGUUGAUAUGCCUCCUCAGUCUCCUUGCAUCUGUACAUCUUAGCAUAUGUUUGGAGAACCUGGAGGCCUAUUAGAAGACAGUGGACUGGGUCAUUUGUCCUGUAGAAUUUCUCACAGUCUGGGUUUUCUUGGUUGCAUCUCUGUUACGUCUGUUAACGUGUUCCUCUGUCCUGUUUUU